AUGGUCCCAAAGGCCGCCACUGGUGACUGGCUCCCUGCGGUGAUUAUAAGGCCCUGAAAAACAUUACUGUCCCGAACCGCUGCCUUUUCCCGCAUCUUCAGGAUUUUGCCGGUGUCCUAUUCGGCAAAUCAGUGAUUUCGAAGGUUGGCCUGGUCCGUGCUUUCCACCAAAUUCCCAUCGCCCCAGAGGACUUUUUGAAGACGACUGUCACCAACCCCUUUGACUUCUUGGAGUUUGUACGCAUGCCGUUCGGAGUCCAUAAUGCCUCACAGAACUUUCAGAGGUUCGUAAGCAGAGUGCUUCUCGGCCUCCCAGUUGACUACGCCUAUAUCGACGGCCGUCUGUUAGCAAGCUCCACCGCCGAAGAACACAUGGAGCCAUUUGUAACGGUCUUUGGACGACUUCGACAAUUUGGCGUUUUUGUCAACCCGUCAAGGUGCGUCUACAGUGUUCCCUCCCUGGAAUUUCUCGGUCAUCCGGUCGGCCCCCACGGCAUCUAUUUCCUUCUCUCGAAGGUUGCGGCCAUCCGUGAUUGCCCUCCUUCCUCUUCCUCUUCUGCAGCCAUUUCUGGCUAUAGUAAAUUUCUACCACCGGUUCCUUCCGCUCUGCGCCGACACCCACCUGCCGCUCACGAGCGUCCUCUGGGGCUCAAAAGGAUCGUUCGGGCUGCCUGCAGAAGCCCUCGCUGCCCCGGCCGAUGCCACCCUCCUGACGCAUUUCUCUCUCGAUGCACCCAUUUCCCUCAUGGUUGACGCCUCCAAUGUUGUGGUAGGCACGGUUCUCUAAUUGCACCUUGCAGGUCACGCCCAACUGUUAGCUUUAUUCUCCAGGAAGUUUUCACCUGCCGAGGCGCGCUAUAGCACAUUUGGACGGGAGCUCCUUCCUCUCUUUCUCGCCAUAAAACAUUUCCGGAACUUCCCUGAGAGCAGGGACUUCACUGUGUUUACGGAUCACAAGCCAAUUCCGUUCGCUCUCAAGUCCACCUCUGACAAGCUUAACCCCGGAGAAAUUCGUCAAGUGGACUGCAUCUUGCAGUUUACUUCGGGCAUAAGACACAUCGCCGGGUGGUGACUGACGCACUGUCCAGGCCCUCCAUAGCACAUAUUUAACUUUCUCCAGAAGUCAUGAUAAUGAGACCGUCACAUUUAUAGCCAUUUUCAUACGUCAAAUUUUAUCUCCGACUCGGAUCAUUGUUGUCGAUAAUCCUACUUUAUGCCUGUAACAUCAUGUGUUUCAUUAUUUUGUAGACGAGAAGGAUCCAGAAGUCGUAUUCGGGCAUCUCCGAAUUGUCGACGCCAACCGCUCUGUAUAUCGAAAUAACCAAGAGAAGUUAGCUAAUUCCUGCGUAAGGCGCAGUAGAAGAAAGUUCGAUUGUAGCAUACUUUCUGAACUGCAUGACUGUUAAUUCCAUUUCAUCGAAUGAUCUCGAUGUUAAGUCCACUCUCAGAAAAUGACAUUUGCGAAGUUACCAUCGACUUACCUUUGUGUGGUUACAUCUAAAACAACCAACUACCUCCUAGAAUCUUUUUAAAUGCAAACUUUAUUGAGAGAACCAUAUUACUCAGUAUCUGACGCAGCUGCCCAACAUUCGAAACGGAGAAUUUGUGUAACAAUGACUACAAGUCGCUGCAGUGCUGAUUUCGGCGAGUGGAGCGGAAUUUUCUUAUACAGUGCGUGACCUAUCUCAUGAAAUGUUGGCUGAAAUUCUGAAAUGCGUUUUCGAUUAGGAAGGAUUACUUAGUUGUGGUUGUGAAACUGAUUAUCGGAAGGCAUACUCUCAUAACAUUUUGGACUCGGAAGGAUGUCGGCUUUAAAAUGCACUUCUUUUCAAUCUCCUGUAGAAAGCGUGCUCGGUAAAAAAUGACUACUUAAGCAGCUGCAUGCGUUCCGCGUAAACAAAAUUCCAUAUUUUUCUAUGUCAUUAAAGAGAUAUCAUACAAGGUUCAUAAAAUUUUGCAAUGGAUGCGGACCAUGUUGUACAUUUCAUGAGGAGCGGUGGGAAACGGUCAGGUACGAUGCUAUGUGAAUGGACAUUUCGCGGUCUUAAAAAGUCUCAUAAUUGGAAACUUUUUUAAAACCAAAUUAUACUCCUUCCUUAAGUAUAAAAUCUAAAGAAGACGUGAUUCUCUAUUGAUUGACUAAAAGAAAGCAUAAUUUUGUUUAUGGUUUCUAUAAAAUAUGUUUUAAUUUCCAAGACCAUCGAAAAUCAAUGGGGGAAAUGCAUGCUAAUUAAGUAGCCAUUUUUUACCGAGCACGCUUUUUACAGGAGAUUGAAAAGGAGUGCAUUUUAAAGCCGACAUCCCGCCGAGUCUAAAAUGUAAUAAAAGUAUGCCUUAAGAUAAGCAGUAUUGCAACCGCGACCAAGUAAUCCUUCCUAAUCGAAAACGCAUUUCAGAAUUUCAGCCAACAUUUCAUGAGAUAGGUAACGCACUGUAUUGUUAAUAGAACCUAUUUUACACAGAAAACUCGUUAAGGUACUAACAUGUCGGACGGAGUCAGCAGUUGCAUGGUCUUUAUCAAUCGUCCGUCUGUCUUGUACCCUCAGAACUGAGAUAAAUAAGCCUGUAAAAGGAGUAGUCGCGUGAAACUCACUCAAUCCCUUUCCAUAAAGCCCACAGUAGUUCCAUAGACAUGGUUUGAGCAUUUCUAAACUGUGAUUGAACACCAAGAGCAUUUUUUUGUAAACGCUAAGCUAUGCAAUUAAUUUCACGUCAUAUCGCAAUGAGCGAAAGAAGCCAACAACUUCGGAAGACGGGGUAGCUUCAUGUGGACUCACUUUUAAAUCUUUCAUCAUUCAGAAGAAUGUCUGAGGGUGUUCGAUGCCUGUGAAAUCGCUUGGGUAACAGUUUGGUUAAGUGGUGAGUGGAGUUCCACAGGGCUCAGUCUAAGGCCCCAUGUUAAUCCUCGUUUUCACAAAUGACUGCGUCAAGAACCUAGACUGAAGGAGCUACUGAAAGGAUCUAGCUCCCGAAAUGUCCAAGCCGUUAGCCUUGAUCUUCCAGAAGUCAUUUGUUACUGGAUGCUUGUCCUCUAACUGGAAGUCCGCUACCAUCACUCCACUUUUUGUGGGUGGGAGUCGUGCGUUUGCAAAUUACUACAAGCCGGUGAGUCUCACUUCCAUUUGUUACAAAAUCAUGGAGAACAUCAUUGAGAAGGCCUCGAUGCCGUUCCUCGAGCGGCACCACCUCCUCUCCGAUGCCCAAAAUGUCUUUCGAAGUGGUAGGUCCUGCCUCACUAAUCUGCUCUUUACGCUCGAACGCUGGACCAAAGCACGCGAUGAAGGCAAUGUGGUGCAGGCCAUCUACAUCGACUUCAAAAAGGCUUUCGACAACGCUCCUCACCAAUGUCUUUUGUACAAACUGCGCAACGCUGGAAUUCGUGGACCCCUUCUUGUAUGGACCUAG
Molecule: messenger RNA, 3404 nt
Organism: Spirometra erinaceieuropaei
Lineage: Eukaryota; Metazoa; Platyhelminthes; Cestoda; Diphyllobothriidea; Diphyllobothriidae
Source: the annotation of a GenBank genome assembly